This is a messenger RNA of Fomitopsis serialis, 761 nucleotides long. RefSeq lists its product as uncharacterized. The transcript is spliced from 4 exons. The record is from RefSeq and is a predicted model, not a curated record. Bases 151 to 384 code for a protein of 77 amino acids. NCBI's taxonomy places the organism in Eukaryota, Fungi, Basidiomycota, Agaricomycetes, Polyporales, Fomitopsidaceae.
GCGGACGACUGGGUGCUCGACCUGGAGAGCACGGCGUUCCCCGGAAGGCGCAGGAGCUCAACGCGGAGAGUCACCCGGACGCAUGCUUUGACACGACGCUCGUGAGUAUCCCGAGGGCCGAGCCCGGGGACUAGGUGUACUGGCAUUGCGAUGCUAUGCAUGCGGUUGCGAGCGAGCGUGGGGGAGCUGGAGACUCAUCCGCCUUUACAUCCUAGCUGUCCAGCCGACGGAGAAGAAGUGUCAUGUUUUGACAAUGGUUGUUGUAUGUCCACGACUGACGACGACCCAAUCAGCGCGUUGUACCUCCGCGACCAACGAGCCACGUUUGCAGGGGCUACCCUCCCCCCAACUCCUCAUCGAGGUACGCACGCACAGGCGGUCUGACAUCGUCGCCCGCGCUGCGUCGUCACUGCUAUAUUGCUUUGAUCAAGAUCAGGACAAGUUCAAGACAAAAUCAAGACAAAAUCAAGACUUACGAUGAUGCAAAUAUUCGCGUCGACUCUAAUCGAACGCACUGUGAUGGGUUUUGAUGGGACUGCCUCUUGAGUCGCCUCGUUCCUUCGGCCCACAGCACCAUUUGUUGCAUAGCCGCAGACAUAUAUAAGGACGGAACACCCACAGAGGCCACCCAGCUCCAACACGAUCCUUAACCCUCUAAUUCGGAGCCCAUCGACAGCAAGUGCGCCGGCCGCCUUGCUUGAUUAUUGAACGACCCAUACCGUGACGCACGACCACGACGUACCCGCACCCUACCUUCAGCC